AUGCGAGAAGCGGGAGCGCCGGCUGUUGCUCAGCGUGGAGCCAUAUCAUGUCACAGACUUUGUCAAAAUUAUCAAGGCCAAACAGUCCUGAACUCGACUCGACCUUCCAAGGAAAACAGUCUGUUCCUGAACGCGGGCGAUGAGUUCCAAGGCACGCUUUUUUACAACUUUUACAAGGGUUGGAGAACGGCGGACACCCUGAAUCAGCUUGGUGUUGACGCAAUGACCUUGGGUAACCACGAGUUUGACGGGGGCGAUGAGGAGCUAGCCGCCUUCAUUAACAACAUCACCUUUCCUAUUCUCGCAGCAAAUCUCCAGAGCACCAAUCCUACUCUAAACAGUUCUGUGAAACCUUAUGUCAUAUUCGAACAAUAUAGCCUGGCUGUAAUCGGAGUCAUCACCCCCGAGACAAGCCAGCUGAGCAACCCCGGAAAUGGCACUACCUUUACCGACCCAGUUGUCGCCGUGCAAGCCGCCAUUGACGAGAUCAAGGCCACGACAGACAUCAACAGGAUCGUGGCCCUUACGCACAUUGGCUAUGCCGAGGACAUCAAGCUCGCAGAGCAGACCACAGGCCUCUCUCUGAUCAUCGGCGGGCACUCACACACCGCGCUGGGCAACAUAACUGGCAGCCAUGGAUCGUACCCAACAAUAGCGGACAACAAGGAAGGCGAAGAGGUCUUCAUCGUGACAGCUUACCGCUGGGGGGAGUAUCUUGGGUUUAUCGAUAUAAAAUAUGACGCAUCCGGCCACGUUCUUGAGUAUCACGGUGCGCCGAUCCACCUGACGAACCAAACAAAACAGGACCCGGACCUGCAGGCGCAGAUCGACACGUGGCGCGAGCCAUUCCAGGAAUUUGCCAACGAGGUCGUUGGCGAGUCCGCCGUUGAGCUCGUGCAGGAGACGUGCCAGGUCGAGGAGUGCACCCUUGGCGAUCUCAUGGCAGACGCUAUAAUCUCAUAUCGACAAGACACAGAUUUCUCGAUUAUCAAUGCCGGAGGUAUCCGUGCCUCCAUCGACAUCGGCCCGAUCACGCGCGGUGAGGUGCUCACAUCUUUCCCCUUUGGGAACGCCAUUGUCGAGCUCUCACUCUCCGGCCAGCAAGUCUGGGAAGUGCUGGAGGGAAUAGUGUCUGGUGUCAACCAAGCCAAUGGGCGGGCGGUGACGUCCUUUUUACAGGUGAGCAGUGGCCUGCGGAUCGUCUACGACACUGCCGGGGAGGUCGGAGGUAGGCUUUCGAAUGUUACCGUGGCGGGUGCUCCACUCGACUUGGCCGAGAGCUACCAGGUGGCCACGCUGGACUACCUCGCGGGGGGAGGCGACAACUUUUUUGAUUCAACUAUGGCUGGGGACUACAUCACGCUCGACUUACAGGCAGAUGUGCUACUUACAUAUCUUGCGACUAAUAAUCCUAUUAAUACUAUAUUAGAUGGAAGGAUUUCUAUUAUAUAG
Messenger RNA from Diaporthe batatas, 1452 nucleotides. RefSeq lists its product as uncharacterized. The coding region runs from base 1 to 1452 and encodes 483 amino acids. The transcript is spliced from 3 exons. Gene Ontology annotation, biological process: nucleotide catabolic process. Gene Ontology annotation, molecular function: hydrolase activity. The record is from RefSeq and is a predicted model, not a curated record. Lineage: Eukaryota; Fungi; Ascomycota; Sordariomycetes; Diaporthales; Diaporthaceae.